UCGGAUCGCGGUCGCCGAUCAUGGCGCACCGACUCGCAUCCCUCGGCGGCGUCGCUCGCAGAGCGAUCAAUCGCGCGAGCGCGCAGGCGUUCGCGCGGCCGUACGCGUCGUCGAGCGCGCACGGCCAGGGCGCCGUCGCGGUCGAUUCCGCGUUCCAAAACGACGACGCCUUCCUGAAGUGGACCACCCCGGAGCCGCAGGCGUUCACGCACGCGGGCAUCCUCGCGUCUCCCGCGACCAAGGUCACGACGCUCGCGAACGGCAUGCGCGUCGCGACGGAGGAGACCCCGUUCGCGGAGACCGCGACCGUCGGCGUGUGGAUCGACGCCGGGUCGCGGUACGAGACCGCGGCCAACAACGGCACCGCGCACUUCCUCGAGCACAUGGCGUUUAAGGGCACGGCGAAGCGCACAACCGCGGGGCUGGAGGAGGAGGUUGAAAACCUCGGCGCGCAUCUCAACGCGUACACGUCGCGGGAACAGACGACGUACUACGCCAAGGUGUUCAAGAAGGACGUGCCCAACGCGGUGGAUAUAUUGUCCGACAUUCUGCAGAACUCGAGCCUCGAGCAGAGGCACAUCGAGCGCGAGCGAGGCGUGAUCUUGCGCGAAAUGGAGGAAGUGGAGAAGGAGGUGGAGGAGGUUUUAUUCGACCACCUCCACGCGACGGCGUUUCAGCAAACGGGCUUGGGGCGGACGAUCCUCGGCAGCGCGGAUAACGUCCGGAACAUCACGAAGGAGAACCUCAGCACGUACAUCAAGCAGCACUACACCGCGCCGAGGAUGGUUCUCGUCGGCACGGGCGCGGUGGAUCACGACGCGUUGGUGAAGCUCGCCGAGGGCGCCUUUUCCAAUCUUCCGAGCGGCGAUUUGGGCGAGAGCGUUCGUAAGCUCGUGAGCGGCGACCCCGCGCACUUCACCGGGUCCGACGUCCGGAUCCGCGACGACGACAUGCCGAACACGAGCUUCUGCGUCGCGUUCAAGGGCGCGUCGUGGACGUCCCCGGACGCGGUGCCGCUCAUGGUGAUGCAGGCGAUGCUCGGCUCGUGGGAUAAGGCAGCCGCGGGCGCGGGGCACGCCGGGUCGGACCUCGCGCAGGACAUGCACAGCAACAACCUCGCGAACAGCUACAUGGCGUUCAACACGAACUACGCGGACACCGGGCUGUUCGGCGUGCACGUGAACACGGACGUGCGCGAGGACCUCGACGACGUCGCGUUCGUCGUGAUGAACUCGCUCCGGAAUUUAAUCUAUGACCCGAAGAUCGAGGACGUCACGCGCGCGAAGCAAGCGCUGAAGUCUUCGCUCCUUCUUCACGGGGAGUCGUCCACGAGCGCGGCCGCGGAGGAGAUCGGACGGCAGCUCCUGACGUACGGGCGAAGGAUCCCGCGAGCGGAGCUCUUCGCGCGCAUCGACGCCGUGACCGUGGACACGGUUAAGGCGACGGCGUGGAAGUAUAUUCGCGACGAGUGCCCGGCCAUCGCCGCGAUCGGCCCGACGCAGUUCCUUCCGGAUUACAACUGGUUCCGAUCG
Micromonas pusilla CCMP1545 is the source of this 1532-nucleotide messenger RNA. RefSeq lists its product as uncharacterized. The record is from RefSeq and is a predicted model, not a curated record. Gene Ontology annotation, cellular component: mitochondrion. The transcript is spliced from 2 exons. The annotation marks the transcript as partial. Gene Ontology annotation, molecular function: metal ion binding; metalloendopeptidase activity. NCBI's taxonomy places the organism in Eukaryota, Viridiplantae, Chlorophyta, Mamiellophyceae, Mamiellales, Mamiellaceae. Gene Ontology annotation, biological process: proteolysis.